CCCUGAGAAUCUGCAACUACACAUCUAGGCUAAUGUGAAAUUCUCUAAUAGUUGAGGGAUGGUAUGAAAUCUUCCGUAGAUAAAUAGACGAGGAGUUCUCUUAGCUAUUCAAUAUGUAGCCAGCUCAAUAAACCAAACUGGGUCUGAAUCCACUGCCGAUACUCAAUAUUCUCAUCUUUCUUGAUCUCUUAUCGAUCGUCAAUAACUUGAAGAACCCGAUGGAUAUCCCGGACGUACGAAACUGUAUCAAGUCCUUCUUGGAGGGAUGUGAUCUCGUAUACCCGAAGACAGAAGCUCACCUUCAAUUCGAAGCAGAUAUUGUAGCUGAGAGCAAACGACGAGGAUACAUCACACCCGAAAAUGCCAAGUUAAGGCCUUUCAUAUCAACGGGAGUCUCGAUGGCUUGCAACGCUUACUGUCAUCAAUCACACGAGAUCCAACUCUUCGUCUGUUUCUACACAGCGUUCCUAAUCUACAUGGAUGAUUCGUACGAAACGGAUAUUGAACAUAUUCUGCCGUACAACCAUAACUUCAUCACCGGCGAACCUCACAACGACAUCAUCCUCAACUAUUUCAGGGAGUUGAUGCUGGAAGCGCCAACCUUGUUUGGCAUGGCUGAAGCAAAUAUUAUCAUAUCUGCCACACUCAAUUGGAUCACCGGGCUCACGAUCGAGCAAGAAGUGAGAAAUGCGCAGCUUGGGCCGUCCUCAUACCAACUGCCGACCUUCGCCAGGAUCAUGGCUGGCGCAGCUGAGGCCUUUGCGCUUUACAUCUUCCCAAAAGAAGUACCUCUGAUAUGGAAACUCCAAGCACUUACACAUGCUUGUCCGUUUAUCAACGGGGGAAAUGAUAUCCUAUCGUACUACAAGGAGCAGGUGCUCGGAGAGACAACCCGGGUUGCCCUCACAUCCAAAUGCCGCGGCGUCACGCUGCUUGUCGUUCUCAACGAACUGGUAGAUGAAGCUGUGACUGCUCAUCGCCAGACGUUAAUAGCAUUGGAGGGUAGCGGCAGCGCACUUGAAGCUUGGAAGGCGUUCAGUCAAGGAUACAUAGGAUUUCAUGCCGGCAGUACCCGCUAUCUGUUGGACAGGCUUGACCUGGAGGCAGCUGCGUGAAGAAGUUCACGAGGGUCACUACUUCACUGACAUCAUGGAUAACAGACGGUACAAUGGCAAUAAUGGCGGAAACAGAUAAAUACACGCAGAGUAGGUACCUGAGAGGAAGGAUUAGAUGAUAUUUUCUUUCCUUUGCUUCAAUGGGUUUGACUAGGUAACAAGAUAGUUCUUAGCUAAUAAAUGUGGGACCUGAAAUAAUAGGGGUUGACUCAGGCACCGACUUAAAAACCUCAUGG
Molecule: messenger RNA, 1351 nt
Organism: Hypoxylon fragiforme
Lineage: Eukaryota; Fungi; Ascomycota; Sordariomycetes; Xylariales; Hypoxylaceae
Product: isoprenoid synthase domain-containing protein
Exons: 3
Coding region: 219-1115 (298 amino acids)
Molecular function (GO): carbon-oxygen lyase activity, acting on phosphates
Source: RefSeq, a predicted model, not a curated record